AGCAUUUUCGAUCUUGAGCACAUGUCAAGAGCCUUGAAGGGCAAGUUUAGUAAAAUUCUUAUCGUUUCCAUUUACUAUUGUCACCAUUGUGGUUAUAUUCUUAAAGAUUUCUUUAUAAUAUGUGGGAGGUUGUAUAUCCCCAUUCAAGAGCUGUUGAUCUUGACACAGAAGAUGACGAAUUUACGGAUCAAAAGAAUCGAAGUUCAAGACCAAUUGUUCGUCUGUCAAGACGGUUUCAAAAUGAUUCGUCACUUUCUUGUGCGUUGCUUGUUAUGGCGUUUGACAGAAUUCCUACAACCUUUAUUGAAGCAAAUUUUAUAAACAAAGACAGUGAUAUCAUUGGAGUCGUAUCUAGCGGCGUUUGUAAAGAUGAAAUUAUAUGGAACUCGUUAAAACAGACUUCAAACUUGGAUAAAACUUGUUUCAUAUAUUCUGCUACAAAUAACCGCGAAAUUCUCCUUUGUCAAUGUAAAGUGAAGGUGUCUGAAGAAAUCAGUCAUGACUGGGUCAAGGAAGUAUUUGCUUGUAUAAAACCCAAGAAAGUGAUAAUCUUGACAACAUUGCCUGCAUCGUCAUGCUCUCUUGAUUGUGAUGAUGAUCAAGAUCAGUUGUUUGUAUUAAAAACAGAUCAUUGGAACUGUGAAUUAUCUUUACCAUAUUUACCUUCGCCUAAUUUUGUUUCAAAAUUACCUGCUGCAGUGCUCAGUUAUUGUCAAAUAUUUCGAAUCCCUGCAGCAUUGUAUGUUGGUGUUUUUGCAACAGAUAGUUUAACUCACAGUUUUACAGCAAUAGAUAUAUUCGACUCAUUGAUACAAAAUGGAAGUUUAAAAGAUCUACCUACACUGUCAAAAUGUGAAAAAGAAGAUUUCUUGAAUUCCUUAGUAAUCACGAGUCCACAUUUACAAAGCAAUAUGUAUACAUAAAUGAAGAUAAGAUAAGUAUUCAUUUAUGUACAUGAAUGUACAUGAAUGUACUUAUAUAUGCACAUUAUGACAUAAAACAUUUAUGAUACAAUCAUCAAUGACUGUUAGAAGCGGUGCUUUUGUGAAAAAUGUCGUCAAAAUAAAAAGCUCAAUGUGAUA
Messenger RNA from Xenia sp. Carnegie-2017, 1082 nucleotides. RefSeq names its product proteasome assembly chaperone 1-like. Lineage: Eukaryota; Metazoa; Cnidaria; Anthozoa; Malacalcyonacea; Xeniidae. Gene Ontology annotation, molecular function: proteasome binding. Gene Ontology annotation, cellular component: endoplasmic reticulum. Bases 120 to 923 code for a protein of 267 amino acids. Gene Ontology annotation, biological process: proteasome core complex assembly. The transcript is spliced from 4 exons. The record is from RefSeq and is a predicted model, not a curated record.